Molecule: messenger RNA, 1719 nt
Organism: Synchiropus splendidus (mandarinfish)
Lineage: Eukaryota; Metazoa; Chordata; Actinopteri; Syngnathiformes; Callionymidae
Gene: gpatch11
Product: G patch domain containing 11
Exons: 8
Coding region: 183-1070 (295 amino acids)
Cellular component (GO): kinetochore
Molecular function (GO): nucleic acid binding
Source: RefSeq, a predicted model, not a curated record
GGUGCAAUAGUUUGCGAGACUUGUAAUCCAUAUAUAAGUCUAUAUAAUUAUAUAAUUAUAUAAAUAUUCGAUAUAUAAUAGAAUGGCGCAUUAACCACGAUUUUUAAUCAUCGUUUAAAAGAAAAGGCAUUUCGGCUAUUCGAUUUCAACAAGGAAAAAGGGGGCUAGUUGUUUUGGUUGCCAUGGCUGUAAUGAAUUCAGAACCAUUUUUUCAAGUCGUGUUUUUCACCGGAAGCCGAAAGCAGACGAACCAAUUCUUUCUCCGGAAUCAAAACACCGUCACGUUCAUGAUGUCGGACGAAGAAGAUGAUUACAUGUCAGAUGCGAUUCUAAAUGCAAUUCAAGAUGUGAAGCCUGGUGUCAACAUGGUGCACCGUGUGAAGGCUGCAAUAAAGCGGGAGGAGAAGCAUAAAGAACUGAACAUCAAAAACCGCCAGAAGAGCUACAAGGAGCAAGAAAGAGAAAGCAGAGAAGCCGCUCUACAAAGCUCCAUUAGCAACCAGAACAAGGGAUUUGCACUUCUACAGAAAAUGGGUUACAAGGAAGGACAGGGACUUGGGAAGCAGGGUGCGGGAAGAGUUGAGCCAAUUCCGUUGAACAUUAAAAAUGACAGAGGAGGAAUCGGAAUGGAGGAGGCAAAGAAGAGGAAAGCUGAGGAGGCACUAGAAGACUAUCGACAGAAAGUACGAGCCAAGCAACAGAAUGAGACUAAGUCGUUGCAAGAUUUCAGAUCAAGAGUAAGGACUGAGCGAGAGGAGAAAAAAAUUGAGGGCGAUCUAAGGAGGAGUCAACGAUCCUGUGAGCAGCUUGAUAGCCAGAAGGGUAUCACAGCUCCAAGGGAGGAAUGGUACUGGCCCAAAACAAAUUUAGACGAUGCUGAAGAAGAAGAAGAGGAUGAUAAAAAAGAGGAGGAGGAGGCCUCAGAAUUAACAUCAUUUGACAAACUGCAAAUCUUGACGUCCUACUUGAGAGGAGUGCAUUUUUACUGCAUCUGGUGUGGCACCACCUAUAAUGAUGAAGAUGACCUGUCGUCAAACUGUCCUGGAGACACAGCAGCUGACCACGAAUGAUCACAACUGUUCUAUGAUCGGGCUGUUUUAGUAUAUACUUUUUUUUAUUAGCUUAGCAAAAGUUCUCUGGUCUCUGAUGUCAACAAACAAUUCUUUGUUAUAAUAAAAUGCUUUGAGUUAUGGGCUCUUCAUUUGUUCUUUUAGUGAAAUAGAUAUUAAUCCAUUUUGUCAUGUUUCUUCUCCAUUGUGGGAAGGAACAUUUUAAUUAAAUAUUGUGUGAUGGCUUCACACAUUUUGUGACACUGUUAGACGAUGGCGGCUGUGGUGACCGUUGUAAUGGUGUACAAUGGUAUCUAAAAAAUGACAUUGAGGAGAAGAAAAUGCACGACAGAACAAAAGUGCACAUCAAAUCCUUUCAGUUGAGUUAGUGAAGUUGCUGUAUAGUUAUAUAUGUACAGUACAUUGACAACAUGUAUAGAAGGUUUGGGUAAUCUUAACAUAUAUGAAGUAAACAGACUCUCCUCUGGUUUAAUAGUGGAGUCAAAUUACACCUUUGACAGUGCUGGACAUUUAAGAAUUUAAAGCAACGUCGCUGUUCCAGUCUGUGGAAUCAGAUUUGUGUCGACAGAAGUGAAACAAAACAACUGCUUCAUUUCUGCAAACAGUCAGAUUUUGAAUAAAGUUAUCGGAAAAGUUUGCGUUUUUCGUA